Molecule: messenger RNA, 3912 nt
Organism: Castor canadensis (American beaver)
Lineage: Eukaryota; Metazoa; Chordata; Mammalia; Rodentia; Castoridae
Gene: Mei1
Product: meiotic double-stranded break formation protein 1
Biological process (GO): meiosis I
Source: RefSeq, a predicted model, not a curated record
AUGAGCACCACCCUCUUCAGAGACCACGGCUGGCCUGAGCCGCGAGCGCACUCGGUCUGCGCAGGCGCAGCUCGCUCUUCCAAGUACGCUUGCGCACAAGCUGCGCGGGAAAACUUGCGGCGUCGCGGUGCGCCAGCGAGGGACGAAGAAGCGGUGCUGCUGCUCGAGAGGACCCAUUACCGACAUGACCCGUGCUGGCUGCUGCCCGUGACCCCACACCUGUGCCUGGCCUGCGCGGUGGAGCUGCUGCCCGAGCCCGGCGUGUCGCUGGUACGCAAAAAGUAUGUGUUGUCCUGCUUCCGAGAUGCCCUUGUGAGGCACACCUCCUUGGUCACACAGCUGGUGGCCCAGGACCAGAAAGUCUGCAUCCACUUCAUAAGCAUGCUUUUUGGACUGUUAUGCAAUAUGGAAGAUGGAAGUGUAACAGACCUCUGUAUUGAAGUCCUUAUCCAGCUUAUGACUCAGCUGAAGCUAGAACAGACUAUCCAUUGCCUGCUGGACAAGUGCCACAAACAGCUGUGUAACAUGCCCUCCAUGCGAAACAGCCUAGCCACCAUAACUCUUCUUGGCAAGUUGGUGGAUGCCAUCCCCACUCUGGCAGAUGAGCUUGUAAUGGAGCACGGAAACCUGAUGGAGCAUCUUUUGAGAGGCUUGGUAUACCCUAAUGAAUCGGUGCAAGCUUCCAUCUGUUACCUCUAUGGGAAGCUCUACUCUUCACCAAUGGCAGCCAAGAUGCUUUCAGGCCAUUUCCGAGAGAAGCUGUGUCCCGUUUUCCUUUCUACCAUGGAUAGUGCCCAGACCAAGGAGCUGCAGAUCAACUGCUUGGGUUUGCUAAGGCAACUGCUGAAGUAUGAUCUCUUUGUAUCCAUGGUCAUGGACAAGUCUGUGCUUGCAGAACACGCUGAAAAUGCCAAGGGGACACCCGGAGAGACCUCCCUACCUUUGGUGCUCAAAAAGCUUCUUCUCUCCAGAGAUGAGACCUUGCAGGUGGCCAGUUCCCACUGCAUAACUGCAGUGUUGGUCCACUCCCCAGUGAAGCAUGCUUCAGCCUUCAUCCAUGCUGACAUUCCAGAGUUCCUCUUUGAGAAUCUUUCUUCUUCCAGCGAAGUGCUCAUCUGGUCCAGCUACAACUGCUUGAUACUCUUGGCAGAAGAGCCACUCUUCUUUUCCAAGUGCCACACAGUAUAUGGGAUCGAGGCGGUGGUCAGGAGCCUACAGGGAAGCCUGAAGAUGACCAACACAGAGCUGCACAAGCAGGGCCUGCUGUUGUUUGCUGAGAUCCUGACUCGGCAGCCAGAAGAAAUCAGGCUGUUUACAAGCUCAGCCAUGUGUGGAGAUGCUGGCCGUGCCCUCCAAGAGGCAGUGAGCAGCCCUGUGCUGGAGGUAGCUACUGAGGCAGUGAAGGCCAUUUCUGCUUUCCUGAGGAAGGACCAUCAGAGCAUGCCACCUGUGCAGUACAGGGCACUGCGGGACUUGCUUGAAGCCAUGUUGAACCGGUGUGCACAAUUUUCCCAGAUCCCACUGAACAGGAGGUCCUUGGGUUAUGUCUGCAGCAGAAAUUCAGAGAAGGCCAUUCUUCAAAGGGGAAAGUUCCUCCUGAGCACUCUGGAGGGAUUUAGAAAUGCUUGCAGGUUGGCUGUGGAAUUCCAGGGUGAGCCUUUGGCCCAGGAGAAUCCCUUCACAGCUCCCAGUGCUGAGAAAGAAGAUACCUUGGAGGCCUUUUCAGAAUUUCUUCUCAAUGCCUGUGACUCCCUGUGUAUUCCUAUGGUGAUGAGGCACUCAGAGGAGACCACCCACCCAGCUUUGAUGGAAAUUUUCCUCUCGAUUCUACACAGCCUCUUUGUCAUCGUUCCCCACAUGAAGGAGAAGUUCUCCAAGAAGCUCGCUGCCUCAUCUUUCAUACAACUGACCCUGGAGCUGAAGGCCAGGUUCUGCAGUAGCCCAAGUCACUCAGCCCUAAACCAGGUGUGUUCCAGUUUCCUUUAUUACAUGUGCCUCAACCUCCUCUCAGCUCCAGAGACAACAGGACCACCUUCCCAAGAAGAACUCUCUGCAGUGUCUGAGCUCCUGCAGCAUGGAUUGCCCCCGAUAAACAGCAGGAUCCCUGAAAGCCUUGUCUUCCUAUCUGACCGCCAAUAUGUGGAGGGAGCUGCUCGCCAAAGACAGUACUGCAUCCUGAUCCUCUACUACCUGGCUUAUAUCCAUGAGGACAGGUUUGUUCCAGAGGCAGAGUUAUUUGUGGCUGUGCAAAGCUUCCUCCUGUCUCUGCAGGACCAGGGUGAGCUCCCUCCACCAGUGGUCUGCAGAGCCUCCAUCUAUCUGCUUGCAAUCUGCCAGGGCAAGGACAGUGCACUGCAUGAGACUGUGGUCAGUGCAAUCAGAAAAUUCCUAGAGGGCAUUUCAGACCUGCACUUGGUUUACACCCAUCACCCUCUCCUGCUCAAGUUCUUCCUGGUGUAUCCAGAACUGAUGAGUAGGUUUGGGCACCGUGUCCUGGAACUUUGGUUCUCCUGGGAAGAGAGCAGCUAUGAGGAACUGGAUGAUGUCCCUUCUGCUGGGCAGCCCACCCUUCCUGCCAGCUUAGCAGCCAUGUUCCAGAUGCUCAGGAGCAGCCCCAGCAUUCUGCUCAUUUUGCUGGACCUUGUCUAUUCCAGCCCAGUAGACAUUGCCUACAAGGUACUGAUUGUCCUGAGGAACUUCUUGAGGAAGAAUGAAGAUAUCCAAGUGGGCAGUCUCGUCCGAGGCCACUUCCUGCUCAUCCUACAGCAACUGCUGGUGGAGCACGGGGCCUCCCCUUCUGAAGGGAACCUGCCACUACUGCUGAGCCUCCUGUCCUUGGUACAGCUGAGGAACAAGUCAGAACAAGAACUGGACAGCAUGGCUAUGAAACUCCUUCACCAAGUGAGCAAACUGUGUGGGAGGUGCGGCCCUACUGAUGUGGACAUCCUGCAGCCCUCCUUCAACUUCCUGUACUGGAGCCUUCAUCAGACCACACCCAGCAGUCAGAAGAGAGCAGCUGCUGUGCUCCUGAGCAACACUGCCCUAAUAGAGCUUCUGGAGAAAAUGCUGGUGCUCACAUGGACAGAGGUGGGCUGUCCUGGGACCGCACUGCUCUGUUCUGCCUGGCUGCUCACUGCCUCCUUCUCUGCCCAGCAGCAUGAUGGCAGUUUGCAGGUUCAUCAAACAUUGUCCGUGGAACUGGACCAAGUAUUGAAGGCUCUCAGCUUUCCUAAAAAAAAGUCUUCACUGCUGUCAGCUGCCAUCUUAUGCUUCCUGCGGACAACCCUGCAACAAAGCUUUUCCUCUACCCUCGUGGCCCUGGUGCCCUCAAGAUUUGGGCCAAUACCACCCCCUGAGGACACUGUCCUAGCUCCACUGGGAACAUCGCAAGUACUGUCCCUGGUCAUUGGGCUGCAGAAUCUCCUGGUGCAGAAGGACACUCUAUUGUCCCAGGCCUGUGUUGGCUGCCUGGAGGCCUUGCUUGAUUACCUAUAUGCACGGAGUCCAGACAUCGCACUCCAUGUGGCCUCCCAGCCCUGGAAUCGGUUUUUGCUGUUCACGCUCUUGGAUGCUGGAGAGAAUUCCUUCCUCAGACCUGAGAUAUUGAGGCUUAUGACCUUGUUUGUGCGGUACCAGAGCACCAAUGUUCUCUCCCAAGAAGAGGUGGAUCAUAUUCUUCAAGGUGCAGUUUUGGCUGACCUGUCUACCCUCUCAAAUACCACACUCCGGGCUCUGCGUGGCUUCUUCCUGCAGGUCCAGAGCAUAGGUCUCCUGACAGACCACAACACGGCCCAGACUCUGCAGGCCUCCCUGCAGAGCCUUUCUCCCAGUGCCUUCUCUGCCCACCUACCCGUUCAGGACAUGCUCUGCCUAGGAGGCGUGGCUGUAUCCCUGUCGCACAUCACAGAUUGA